This is a messenger RNA of Penaeus chinensis, 1680 nucleotides long. Its product is annotated as ionotropic receptor 21a-like. Gene Ontology annotation, molecular function: ligand-gated monoatomic ion channel activity. The coding region runs from base 159 to 1553 and encodes 464 amino acids. The transcript is spliced from 10 exons. The record is from RefSeq and is a predicted model, not a curated record. Gene Ontology annotation, cellular component: membrane. NCBI's taxonomy places the organism in Eukaryota, Metazoa, Arthropoda, Malacostraca, Decapoda, Penaeidae.
UCUCCCUGAAGGCACGAUGUGUGAAGUGAGCCGUUGGCGUCCUCAGAUCAUUCUGUUGUAAAUCAGCGUGGUCUUUAUAUUCGUUUUACCUCGAUGUUGUGAAGUUAUAGCGUGUCUAGCGGAAGCGUGGGCGGCGAGAAGACGACCGGCAAGAAGCGAUGGCGAGAGGACCCUUGACCGCCGGGCAGAUGUUCCGGCGACUCGCUCUGGCGCUCGUGGCGGCGGCGGCGACGGCUGGAGGAGCGGUCGGUGCCCAGCUGGCUCCUGCGUCCGACUGGCGCCGGCUGCCUGAGGCAGGCGCCGCUGUCGCCGCAGUGAUGUCAGAGGCUCCUCAAGAAUAUAACUCCGUCUUUCUUGUCACCGAUGGCACUUUCGUCAACAACAUCCUGGAGAGUCUCGGGCAUGUGACAGGCCUGUCAGGUGUUGCUGUCAUGGAAGUGUUGCCAGAUCAGAGGUUUAACGUCACCAUGAGACGCACGGUUACACUGACUCGCCAGAUGAGGAGGUCUUCCAGGGGCGUGACCGUGGUCGUGGCGAGCGAAGACCCCGACUUCCUCAGUGCCUUCGCCGAAAUGGCCGACGACGGCCGUCUGACUGUGUGGGAGAACAGGGUCCUCGUGGUGACGAGACUCGAGAGGCAGAAGUUCUUGGAUCUCAUGAAGGACCUCUGGGUCCUGUCCAUGCUGAACACCAUGCUGCUUAACGUAGACGCCGACACGGAUGAUUUGAGGUAUGGUGUGUACAGCCAUUUCCCUUACGGUCCAGGUGGCGCUCAGACGGUGCGCGUAGCCACCUGGACGCCUCGGGAAGGAUUAGUACUCCUCACGCACCAUCCUCUGUUUCCAGAAAAGUACACCGACUUCCAUGGCGCGCCCAUCCCCUUAGCCCUAUGGCCCUUCGCGCCCUACUGGGAGGAGAAGAAAACUGUGGCACCAAAUGGCACUGAAUCGACGAAGAUCUCUGGCAGAGCUUUCCUCAUCCUGGACACCAUCGCCAACAACCUCAAUUUUACCAUCGGCGAAAGACUACCUUCUUCUUCUCCUACCGACCUGAUGAGCCAAUUAUUCAACCGCCAAGCCUUGGUCAGCCCCAUGAAACUGGCUCUCCUGCCCCACCUGGCCAUGCGUUACGACUACACCUUCAUGAUCGAGGAAGCCACGCUCACGUUCUGCAUGCCCAAGCCCGAGCUGAAGCCUCGAUGGCAGAACCUCUACUACCCCCUUGGCGACAGUGUAUGGGCCUCCAUCAUGGCUCUGCUUGUUAUAGUGCCAGCGACGUUUUUCUUGAUAACCAAAUCCUGGAUGGAGAGCGGAGCGAGGAGGAGAUUCAGCCCCGUCGUGGCGGCGCAACAGGUGCUGGGGACGCUGCUCGCCCAGAACUUCUCUCUCCGCCUCCCCUCCGCUUCCUCGACCCGCAUCCUGGUGGCUGCCUGGCUCGUGGUCGCCUUCAUCCUGGGCUCGGCCUACCGCGGCAACCUCACCGCCUUCCUCACCAUCCCCAAGCAUCCCCCCCCGGGUCGAAGGCCUCAGGGACCUCCUCCAAACUCCCGCUAAAGUUAUCAUGCCUCCGGACCUUCGCCUAAACUUCUACACAACAUUCAAGGAAUCGAAUUCCAGCAUGUACAAGGAAUUUAUUGAGAGAACGUACUUUGUCAACACCCACCUGGAGGGCAUGCAGCAG